Molecule: messenger RNA, 8487 nt
Organism: Lytechinus pictus (painted urchin)
Lineage: Eukaryota; Metazoa; Echinodermata; Echinoidea; Temnopleuroida; Toxopneustidae
Product: plexin-B1-like
Exons: 32
Coding region: 1-4122 (1373 amino acids)
Biological process (GO): regulation of cell migration; semaphorin-plexin signaling pathway involved in axon guidance
Cellular component (GO): semaphorin receptor complex; plasma membrane
Molecular function (GO): semaphorin receptor activity
Source: RefSeq, a predicted model, not a curated record
AUGACAAAAGCUGGCAAAGUUCCAAAGAAGAGAACCUUUGACUUUGUAAAGAUCGAGAUCACUGUUAGUCAACUCCCACCCCUCUCAAGGGUCUCUGGAUAUGAAUGUCGCUUUGAUGAGAUGACAUCCAGAGUAACCAGCAUACAGGGUAAUCGGAUCAUGUGCCGGACUCCUCCCCCUGAUCUCAUCCCUGAUAUAGAACCGGGUGAAUCUGCUGUAACAGUUGCCCUGAGCAUCUAUUCCAACGAGACCAGAGUAGCCUUUGUCAAGACUGAAUUGAAUUACUACGAUUGCUCUCUAAUCUCAAGCUGUACGACAUGCAUGAGUAGCCCAUGGGCCUGUGAUUGGUGUAUCUAUGACAACAAGUGUACUCAUGACCAAUCGACCUGCCAGCAAAAUGACAUCGUCAUAUCUUCAAAUGAUGAAAAUGCGAUUGAUCAGUGUCCCUUCAUCAUCACUCCAGAUUUACCGGUACGCGUUCCAGUCGGAAAAGAGUUUGGCUUUGAAUUAGAUGCCAGGAAUCUUCCCAUUCAUGCAACAAAGGUCAAAGGUUAUGAGUGUGUACUGGAAUAUGAAGGUAAACAGCAUCCUGUUAGAGCCACUGUGAAUUCCCCUGCACAAGUUAGAUGUGAAAAUAAUGUGUAUACAUACAAUGCCCACUCUAAAGAAAUCAUGGCCAGCCUAUCUGUAAGAUGGAAUGGAUCGAACGUUAUUGACGACAAUGACAUCACAGUGACUUUGUACAACUGCUCGGUGGACCGCGACAGCUGCAGUCGUUGCUUGUCCCCUUUCUUCACCCCAGCUGACCUGUCGUGUCAGUGGUGCGGAAGUACUUGUGCGGUGAUGGGCAGCAGCUUCUGCUCCGCCACAGGUGUCACGCCUAUCUCGCAGGCCUCGGGAGCGUCUUGCGGUAGACCAAGAAUCACAGAUAUUACUCCAACAAGUGGGCCAAUAGAAGGCAACACGGUUGUGAUGAUUUUUGGAACAGACAUUGGUCAGUCGUUUAAUGAACUGGUCAGGGUGUCACUAGGCGAAUCUGAUUGCGAUUUUGAAGGCUUUGAAGAGUCCUACGACCCAGGAAGGAGUGUGAGUUGUAGGACAUCCGCAGGAGUCGCUGGUCCCGUCAGUGCUACAAUCGUUUUAAAUCAGAAUGGCAAAACAGUAGAAGGGACAGGUGGCCCAAGUUUCAACUAUGAGGACCCUUCAAUCACCAGUAUCUUCCCCACUGAGGGUCUUGAGGCCGGCGGUACUAAAGUCACAGUCACAGGAAUGCAUCUUAACACUGGUAGCUCUGCCAGAGCCAUGUUUGGGGAUUCUCAAUGCAUCUUUACGAGCCCUCCAACAAGUACACAGUGUGUAUGCACCACAAGUCCCUCUCAGCCUCAGAUCAGGACAUAUCUGUCCAUGGUCUUUGAUGGGGCAACCAGGAAUUCCCCGCAGCUUUUUACCUUCUUGCCGAACCCUGAGAUAACCAGGCUCUCUACACUGAAGACCAUCAAGGCUGGAGGAUCUCGUAUUGAAGUAACGGGAUCAGGUUUUGGUGUGAUUCAGUCUCCUAUAAUGAGAGUAUCCAUAUCGGCUAAUGAAAGAGAAUAUGUCGCUGAAGAGUCGUGCAUGAAGAGGGACAAUACGGCCAUCAGCUGCACAUCUCCGUCCCUCCCUGCCGGAGUACUCACUUACUCUCCCGAUAAUAAUAGCACCAGGAAGAGACGUGCUCCUGAAACGGAUCCCCUGGCUUCAGCCACCCUCUCCUUCGUCUUGGAUGGCUACAACUUCACGUAUGGUGAAGAUCUAGUCUACUAUCCUAACCCAGAAUAUGAACGCUUCGAUGAUGAGGAUAAUAUCCACAAAUAUGAAGAGGAUAUUAUCAUCCAGGGUAAGAAUCUUGAUUUGGCCAGCACCAAGGCAGAUGUGGAGGUGAUGGUUGGAGACCAGAACGGAACAGUGACAUCUCUGGCUAAAGAACUGCUCAUUUUCAGUCCACCAAAGGUCAAACCAGGCUUAGGAACACAAGAUAAUAGCAGCAAAGGCAUGCCACUUGUAGUGGUCAAGCAUGGUCACAUCGUCACCCAGAUCGGAUGGAUAGAUUACUCUGCCGUGAAGGACAGUCAGAUGAUGAUGAUCAUUAUCUUGAGUGCUGUAGGAGCAUUGAUCCUCAUCAUAGUGCUUAUCUUGGUGAUUUGCUAUUGGUCCUCUCAGAGGCGCUACAAGGACAAGCUCCAACAGGUUAAGCUGGAGAUGGAUGAGCUCGAAGAUGCCGUCAAGAACGAGGCUACAAAAGCAUUCUUUGACAUUCAGCAAGACAUGUCUGGCAUCAAGGACCAACUUCAUGAUCUUGGUGGAAUGCCGUUCGUCACCCCUCAAGACUACAUCAGGAACAUGCUCUUUGUAGGACUAGAUGUCCAGCCGAUGAUGGCAGACCCACAGCGUCCUGAAGAAAACCUGGACAAGGCCAUGACUGAUUUCUCCAAACUUCUGAACAACAAGGACUUUCUUCUUGUUUUCAUCCGUUGUCUAGACGAAGAUAAGAAGCUUAGUAUGAGAGAAAGGAAUAACAUUGCUUCUCUUUUGACGGUGUGUUUGGUUCUUGAAGGCAAACUUUCCUACCUUUCAGAUGUGAUGCUGACAAUGAUGUCAGAACAGAUCACCAAUGCUGCUGAUGUAGAUAGAUACAGACAGCAAUUUAGAAGUGUUGAGACCAUUGUGGAGAAACUCUUAGCCAACUGGAUAUCUCUGUGUAUGUACAAAUAUAUACAGAAACAUGUUGCCUAUCCUCUCUACAUGUUGUACCAAGCCAUCAAGUUCCAGGUGGAGAAGGGCCCCAUAGACGUCAUUACUGGACACGCCCACUUCUCACUCAACUAUGAGUACCUUUUGGACGAGGAUGUUACUUACAAUGAAGUGGGUCUUGAGGUAGAGAACCAGGUCCUGCAGAGUGAGACCAACACAGUGAAGAUCCUGGAUGUAGACACAAUCACACAGGUCAAGGAGAAGGUCCUGGAUGCUGUCUUCCGCAACAAGCCACAGUCGGAGAGGAAGAUUGCAUCGGAAGUUGACCUAGUUUUGAGGAGUGGAAAGAUGGGUCAGCUAGUGUUGAGAGAUACUGAUAAUACUACAGAGAAACCCGAUGUACCUAGAUGGGCUAAGGUCAAUACUAUCCAACAUUACAGGAUUACUGAUGGUGCAGUCGUAGCUCUAGUUUACAAGCAAGACAAUCCUAAUGCAAGCCUAGCAACUCCCUUGGAUGAGGAAACAGAAUUGCUGGCACCAAGUCCUGCUGCCAGUCCAAAGAGAUUCUCUGAACCUCUUCAAAGAUUAAACACCAACGUAGAGAGUGAUCUAGAAGAAGGAUUCCAGUUUUAUCAUAUAUCAAAUCUGUAUGAAGACGAUGCAACGAAGAAGACGAUGAGUCGCAGAGGCAAGUCAUCAAGCAGCACGAGAAUCAAACAUAGGAAGAUACGAGAGAUCUAUCUUAGAAGAUUAGUAUCCACUAAGAAAUCCAUCCAGACGUUUGUAGACGAAGCAUUGCAGGUGAUGUUAUCAGUCUCCGAUGACAGGCCUCUUCCCAAGUCCCUCAAGUAUAUGUUUGACUUCUUAGAUCGUCAGGCAGACAGACACAGACUCAAACCAGACACUGCAGAACUCUGGAAGAAUAGCUGUCUUCCGCUGAGGUUCUGGGUGACCGUAUUGACCCAUCCCUCCUACGUCUUUGACAUGAACCAAACCAGGACAGUGGAUGCUUGUAUCAGCGUACUCACUCAGAUGCUGGACAAUGCAUGCAAGGGCAUUGUACCAAAGUACAACUUUGAGACAUCUCCUAGCCGAGUGCUGUAUGCCAGUGAGUUGCCUGGGUACAUCGAUAUGAUUCCAAACUUCUACAACGCAAUCAGAGAACAGCCCAGGGUCAGGCAAGAGGAGGUUGAUGAGGAGUUUGCAGAUCUUUGUGAGACAUUCCAAGGAACAUUCAGUAAAGUUGGCACCUUGCAUCAGCUAUACGAGUAUGCCAGCAAGCGAAAUGAUACAUUGAUAAUGGCUUUAGAAGAUGACGAGCAAUGUCAGAGGGCAAGUAUGGGAUACAAGCUGGAGCAGAUAGGACAGACAUUAGCCCGAGGUGGAGACUAAAAGAUGGAACAGACAUAACCUGGACCAGGACUAGGACCUCGUUUGUCUAUCCAUUCAGAUAUACCUGGCUCUUUAAGGAUUUUCUGAAAAGCUCUAUGUUGAACAGCAUGAAAGUGAUCUAGGUGUCCAGGUGAACUGUUGCUGAUGUCUUCACAGAUGGUUUGUGCCCAUCAGCAGGAGAUACCUGAGAAUUAUAUUGGUGUGUCAACUGCCUUGUGAAUUUAUCUUGAGAAAAACCUUGUUCUGUAAAUGUUGAAAAACAAAUGAAUUGACUUGCCAAUCUUGUUCUUGUGACCAAAAAAAAAUGUUGUGCAGCAUUGUUGUCUUUGAUGGCUCUCAAAGUCUUUGUCAUCAUCUUUGUCACGAGGCAUCAAACGUGUCUAUUGGGUGGUGAUAACCAAAACUGUUUGAAAUAUAGUGUAAGAUGCAGAAAUGAAAUGAUGGUGGCUGGUUCGAGGGACAUGACAUUGGAUUUAAAAAUUGUAUGUAAACCCCAGCCAAAGUAGGUUCAGUGUAUUGCAUUAUACACAGUGUAAUUGGACUCAGUCAAAUAUUGUGUCUGGCACAUGGAGCAUUCGCAUCUCACCAUGUAUAUUGUCAAUGGAAUCCAGAUUCAAGUGUAUGUAACAAUGGCUGAAUGUCUAUAUUGAUUAACAUGUGGCAGCCAACUAGUCACCUGGUGAAUGUUUGCAUGUCAUGUGACCAGAUUCUACAGUCACAUGACAAUGCAGAAAAGUCAUGUGACUAGCUGUUUCUCAGAGCAGCUCAAUUAUAUACAGCACAGCUAAAGUGAUCAUUGCGGUCUAUGUAUGCUUGUGAGUGGAGAAAUAAAACAUGGUUUCAAGAGUUUUGUAUAAAAAAAAAUAUGUUAUGUAAAUGAUCCACCGUUAUUUUUUUUUAAAGAGUGUCCGUGUUUUUGUGCCUAAGAUUUGAAUUCAAGGGUGGGCAUGUGAGAAUUUCAAAGUGUAAAAGGAAUUGUGGUUUUACUAAUAAAUAUGAAUGGACUAUGAAAUUUAAGAAUUGUGAAUAUUUAAUGAGCUAGCCAUAUGAUAUGUAUAUUUAGCAUGUAGUUACCCUAUUCUAUAUUCAGUAGCUAUACGUUUGCUGGGCAAAGUAAUCCUGCAGAUGGUAUUUAAUAGAUGGAUGUGUCAUAGAUUGCCUUUAAUACAGAGUAAUUCGGAUUCUUCUUUCUGCUUGGUUUGGUUCACUUUCACAAACCUGCCAUUACUUUCAGAACAAAAUUCAUUUUUUCUCUUAAUAUUCAUUGGCGAUAUCUCAUGUCUUUGUCGAUUUCAGUCUCUCUUCUUUUUUUAAAAGAAUCAUUAUUCAGAAUUUGCCAUAUCUUUUACAGAGGAUUAAGUUUUGGUCAAAGAAUGUGAAAUUGAUGGAACAAUUUGUUUGCUUUGUCUCACGAUUCAAAUUUCUGAAAGAAGAUGCAAUCUCUAUAAUUCUUGAAUUGUAGAGACCUCAUUGGAUAGUUUCAAAUCGUUAUUCAACUUUAUUUUUUUAAUGUAUAUGUUCUUACAGCAGCCAUAUAUUUGCUUUUAUGAUUCAUUUUUCUCUGGGCUACUGUGUCUCAUAUCAGAUUUUCAAUUGGAUAAAAAUGAUUAUCACUUCAUACUUUCUAUGGGUCAUUCUAAAAACAUCACUAUUGAUGACAAUCAAGUUUCAACCAUCAGACCCCCAAACCUAUGCCCGACCCCUAUUCCAUCAAGAAAACAACAAUUGAGAAGCUACAUAUUGCAUUCAGUCUUAGUGGCUUGUGAAACCCAACCCAUAAUAUGCAAGAUCAGGGUCCUGUUUCAUAAUGCACAAUUCCUAUAACAAAUUCUAUCCACCAAUCAGAUUGCCGGAUUUCAGUAGCUUUAGACUGUUGUUGCAAAUUUGUUAUUAUAACAAGAUUUAUGAAACGGGGGCCCCAGAUUACAAAUGAGUGCAUUGUGGAUGUUAAAUAUUCAGUUUUUAUUCAAGCCAUUAUGCAGUGUCCAGCCCAUCCUUCCAUGUUGUUAUCCUGACUACAAUAACAGUGAAGGAUGCAAAGCUACUGUUGAAGAUGGUUUAAACCAUGGAUUGUAAUUUUUUAAUAAUUUUUUUUUUAGAAUGAUCCUAUCUUUAUUCAAGUGAUGAGUGAUUUUAUUUCUCUCAAACGAUUCAUAAUUACUUCAAAAUACAGUCAAGUGCUUUUAAGUUAUUCUUGAUUGUUUUAAUUACUCUGUGACGGAUAAAACAGAUUCUGAAACUAUAAUGCUUUCUAUUUAUUCUUCAAUCUUUCAUACUUCACUCAUUGUAAGUUUCCAUGUUGGGUUAGAAUGUAUGAGAAAUGAAAUGUAUUGUUAUUUGCUUUUAGAUAUUGGUGAAUGAUGUGUUCUGUAUUCGGGAUUUCAGAGGCAUGAAACAGAAAUUGCAUUACCUUCUUUAUUCUGUUGACUUUGUGGAAUUUGAGUGAAAUGCACCUUGCAAACCAGAAAUACUGUGUAUAAAGCGGCUAUGUACCAAAUUUCUUUCAACUCAGUUCUGUGUGUUUAUCGUAUAAAACAAACUUACUUAACCAUUUAAUCUAUUGUUAUUAAUUACGCAAGGCAUGAUUUUAUAAGAACCAGCCGUUGCAAUUUGUAAUUCAGUACUUAAAAAAUCUUUCACCCAUGCACUGUUGUGUCUUGAUAUUUUUGCUAUGACACUGAAUUCAGAUAUUUUAUGCAUGUGCAUGAAACGUGAAGGUAAUCUGCAAAAUUAUUAUUAUUAUUAUAUUCUAUCAUGUAUGAAUCUUUGUUGUCUUGUGUGUUAUGUUUUGUGUGUUACAUUGCUUUUACUCUCAAUUAAUAAAUCACUUGCUAGUACUAUAUAUCUCUUACUAUUACAAUCAGUUUUUUUGUAUGUACAAAGUCAUUAUCUUUAUACUGCAAUAUUUAAUUUUGCAUGUCAAAUCUGUACAUGUUCUUCAUAUCUCUUCUUCAUUUUUUUUUUGCAAAGCAGUGGUAUUUGUUGCUUGUUUUAUCAAAGGAAUUAAAUUUACUUUAAAUGAUAAUCAUUAUUGUAUUUGGAUGGAUUUGGGUUUCUCAAUGAAUGCUAUUCUAAAUAUCGUUACGAUAAGUCAAAUUGCCAUUGACUUGAUAUUGUAGCCUUUAUUUGUUGUGUAGUUCAAAAAUUUAGCUGAAAUGUUUAGUCACCACAACAUCCAGAUAUUGAUAUAUUAAGAUAAAUGUAAAGCUUAUAAUGUAAAAGAAUACUAUAAAUGCAACUGCCAUGUCACAAAUGUACAAUGUAAUCAUGUGUGCUCACUGUGCACAAACUCUCAAUAAAAAGAUUAUUCAUCCUAUUCCAAUGGAAAGAUAGUUGAACAAUGUAAGAUGGCAAAGUGGAUCCUAAUAAAUUGAUGGAUUGCAUUCACAUUCUUUAAUUGCUUUUCCCCUAAAGUUUAAAUUCAAUGUGGUGAGCAGGCAUAAGUAAGUUAUAAUGACUGGUUAUGGUUAGAGAUGAGAAUUGUUUGUAACAAGGAUCCACAUUACUAUUUUAUAAAACAAAUAAUGCACUUAAAUUGGCAUUAGUAUGAUAACCCACACACCUGUUACCUUUGGAACAGUCCAAACCACUUCAGCUAGGUCUGAGCCUGCAUGUUCCAAAGGUAUCGUGUGCGUAUAAUUAUUACUAAUGCCCUUAAUGAUUUUUGUUAUCUAUAUAUUGAUAUAGGUAUUUAAUUAGACCAGUUUUUAUCUGCCUAUAUAGCAUAGUAUUCACCUCCUGUUCAAAACUUGUUUCAUAGGUUAAGGUUUCACAUAGAACUGCCCAAUAUUGUGUUGAACACUGCUAGAUUGUUAUAGACCAUUUAUCAUUCCGAUUUGACCUGAAAUCACAAGGAAAGUCUUUAUUUGACAAAAUAGAAUUCUAGUGGAUUGUGCUGCAACGUGCAAAACAUUUAGCCUUUUUUUUUUAGUAUUUAGUAUGGUAAAUACUAGUGAAUAUUCACUUUCUAAUAUGCAUUAAUGAAAUCUAAAUUUGAACCAAUCGUCAUUUAAGUCCAAAUGUUGCACAUCUGCAAGCACUCUGUAAUUCUGUGAAAUGAUUGUGUAGGUAAAGAUUUACAUGAAUUUUGGAUAAUCAUAUGCAAAGAUUAAUAGGAAAAAAUAGGUGUGAAUUUAACUGAUAUGUGAUAGGUGGCAUGAUAUGAAUUAUCUACACUUGUAGAAAAAAAAAGCAAAGCACUGGAUUUGUUAAUACUUUGCUUUCGCAACAAUUAACUGUCAAAGAUGUAAACAAUUAAACAUUUUGAAGGCAAAUACUUGAAAUCCCCAGUCCCACUUAUUCUGGAAUGACUGGUAUAAAUUGUUUUACUUAAAACCAAUGGAAGGAUGAAACAUAUGGACCCAU